AUGGAUCUCUCCCGGCAGGAGUAUCCAGCGCUGCUGGCCUCUUUGCAGCCUGGCCAAGCCACCACCGUACUCGCUGAUCGCGUUCGCCUGAUUAACAAGAUCAAUACGGACAUCGCGGAUUGGCUCCAAGAACGCCGCCGCGUCGAAGAAGCGUACGCUCAAGGGCUUCGAAAACUGGCCCAUCGACCGCAAUUGGACAACGGAGCCGCCCUAGGGAUUUUCCAGUUACCAUGGCAGCGCAUUAAAAUUGAUGAGGAUGUAGAACGCCCCUUAAGAGAGUUCAGCACCAAAAAUCGCGAAUUGGCUUCUAUGCCUGGUACUCAGACCAGUCUCGUAAAUCUAGCAAAGAACCUCGAAGCAUCCCAGAAGAAGGUGGAAAAGGCCAAAGAAAAAGGCCCAAAGGGUGCGGAUAGGCUAGCUAGUGCUAUAUUUGCUGCCGAGGAAAUAAAUCAGCAAUGGGACUCUAGGGCACCGUUUGUCUUCGAACAGCUUCAGGCUGCGGAUGAGAGUCGACUCAACCACCUUCGAGAUGUGUUGACUCAAUUGGAAACCCAUGAGUCGGACCAGAUUGAGCGCUGUCGCCAGGCUGCAGAGAGCUGUCUGAAUGUGCUUCUGAAUGUCGAAACUGCGGAUGAGAUCAAAACCUUUGCUGCAAAGAUUAAUGGGGGACGCCCGCUUCCCCCGUCUCGACAACACACCUCACCUCCCCCAGCUACACCUCUCGCCCCUCCCCCCCAUAUUCAAGAUGAUAAUGCCAGCCAGCGUUCGGAAAAUUCAGGUCGCAUGAGGUCGCCUCCAGCUCCUGAACCUCGAUACAACACGCCACUCGGUGGGCUCAAGCGACUAGGGACAGUGAUGAAUAGAAGAAAGAGUAUUGUGCAUUCUUCUGGCGGGCCCUUUUCAGAAAAGAAGUAUCGCAGUCCCUUCUCGUUUAAGAGGGGAGAUUCCCGCGAGAUGCAAAUUCCAGAAGACGAGCCAGAGAGAAUAGAACGUCCGGGUACGGGCCUCACUUCGCAAGACAGCUAUACUGAGUCCACACGUCGUCCAAGCGAGGCUACUGAACAUGAGGAGCCUAGUCGAGCAGCGGCGUCUCCAACGCCUCAAUCGAUAUCAGCUCAGGAUAUUUCUGUCGUGACUGCGCCCGCAGACACGAGCACACAUGAACCACAUGUGGACUCGGAAGGUUACUCUGAACGCCCACAGACUAUUGACGAGAUUACACAAGCGCAAAGAGAUGCAGCUGGACUAGAAGAGCCGAGCAUAAACCUAACAAUCCGUGACCAGCCGAUUUUUGAGGAUGAAAACCAGGCUAAGCAGGCGAUGGAUGAUAUGGCUAAUCAACUAAGAAUGCAAGCCCAGCAAGUGGGUGGGAUGAGGCGAAAUACAGGAACCAUACGCGGACGCCGUGAUGUCCGCAAUACUGUUUUCAUUCCGAAUAUCCCGACUCAGGGUAAUGAGAUUCCAGGUCUCACUAUGCCACACGAUAGCUUCCAAGCCACCUCUCCAACUUUUGCCGCAAAGCACGCAACUUCACCUAGUUCUGCUACGGAUGAACACACUUUGUCAGAUGCAACCUCGAUUCGUUCAUCACAUACGCUACAUAGCAUUUCAGGACCAGUUUCUCACCCCGAACUACAUGAACCCGGCUUAAACGCCUCGAUCAUAGAAACGGUCAAUGCAUGGUUCACUGAAGGCACAGUUACAAAAUCUUUCGUUGUUGGAGAGCUUGCCCUCGCAUAUAAUGGAACAUCUGAGCUUCCCAAGGAGAGCAUUCGAGUUCGUCUCGAUAACUUUCAGGUACUGGAAAAGGUUGCCGCGAAUCCACAUUUCGUAACGGAAUUCAAAGACCAAAACCAGUCAGAGGACAAGAGCGGCGAAUAUGAUGUCGUUAUAUCUAGCCUUGCACGGCCCUCGCCAAGUGUGGCAUUCAAGUAUCAGCUCCAUAUCAAUCCUGAAGAUACUUCGGCUUUCUGUCCGGUCAUCUUCAAACCAGCCUGGAAUCUUGAAGAGUUCCAGGCUAGUGUAAUCAUUUUUUACUCUUUGAAUCCCUCAUAUGCUUCUUCUGUCUCAAAAGACUCGAUCAUGUUGACGAAUUUGGUCCUGACGGUUAAUUUGGAUACAUCUCCUCAAGAGGACAGAGAGGUAGCUCAUGCAACCAGCGCCGUGAUGUAUCCCAAUACAGGGGCAUCGUUUCGCCGCAAACAGUCCGCAGUUAUUUGGAAGAUUCCCGAGUUCGAAGUGACCAAUGGAUCCGACGGAAAGCUUCUGGUUCGCUUCUCUACAGCAAACAGCUGGCCGCAAAAAGGAAAGGUUGAAGCUAAAUUCGACGUUCGGACAUCAGAUGCUGGAUCUCGACUUGGAAUCAGCGCUGCUCCCAUGCAAGCAGGCUCCGAUCCAUUCGCCGACAAUAGCAGCAGUCCAUCUUCGUGGAAGGAACUCCCAACAAUACGCAAGUUAGCUGUUGGGAAGUACGUAUCUUCCUAA
Molecule: messenger RNA, 2484 nt
Organism: Aspergillus ochraceoroseus IBT 24754
Lineage: Eukaryota; Fungi; Ascomycota; Eurotiomycetes; Eurotiales; Aspergillaceae
Exons: 10
Coding region: 1-2484 (827 amino acids)
Biological process (GO): septin cytoskeleton organization
Cellular component (GO): cell division site; cytoplasm; endocytic vesicle
Source: RefSeq, a predicted model, not a curated record